Molecule: messenger RNA, 1476 nt
Organism: Ictalurus punctatus (channel catfish)
Lineage: Eukaryota; Metazoa; Chordata; Actinopteri; Siluriformes; Ictaluridae
Gene: cldn15a
Product: claudin 15a
Biological process (GO): bicellular tight junction assembly; cell adhesion
Cellular component (GO): bicellular tight junction; plasma membrane
Molecular function (GO): structural molecule activity
Source: RefSeq, marked provisional
GAGAGAGAGAGAGAGAGAGAGAGAGAGAGAGAGAGAGAGAGAGAGAGAGAGAGAGAGAGAGAGAGAGAGACUAGCGAGGAGAGAGAGGGAGAGGGAGAGGGAAGGGCAAAUGGCCUCAUAAAUCAUUGACCUGCUUGCUUUAUACUUAGCAUCUUCGUAAUAGUUUUCUCACAGGUGUGCGCGUGCUCCUCUCGGAAUCGCAGGUAACUGGCCAUGUUCACAGUGACACAGUAAGAAGUGCAGUACAAGAAGACAGGAUUGUGGAUCACUCAGAAAACAACAAAUGGAUCCAGUUGUUGAAGUGGUGGCCAUGAUUCUCGGGUUUUUGGCCUGGAUUAUGGUAGGGGUCACCAUACCGAACCGCUACUGGAAGACCUCCACUGUGGAUGGUAGUGUUAUCACCACCUCCACUCUGUAUGAGAACCUGUGGAUGUCGUGCGCUACUGAUUCAACCGGAGUGCACAACUGCCGUGAGUUCCCCUCUCUGCUCGCCCUCUCCGGGUAUCUUCAGGCAUCGAGGGCUCUUAUGAUCGCCUCUGUGGUUCUCGGCACAUUCGGCCUGGUAGCUACACUCAUAGGCAUGCAGUGCUGCAAAGCAGCUGAGGACAACCAGGUUCUCAAAGGCAAGCUUGCUGGAACCGGAGGUGUCUUCUUCAUCCUACAGGGCUUGUGCACAAUGAUAUCUGUGUCCUGGUAUGCGUUCAACAUCACCCAGGAGUUCUUCAAUCCACUUUACCCAGGCACAAAGUUUGAGUUAGGAGAGGGAUUGUACAUUGGAUGGUGCUCUGGGACUCUUGCCAUCUGUGCUGGUGUAUGUCUAGUGUUUUCCUGCAAAACUAACACAGAUGAAAAGCCUGCGUAUGCAUAUCAACCCUCCAGAGGAACCAUAUACUCUGCAGGAGCAGCAUCAAGGAGAGAUGCUCAAAGCACUUAUGACAAGAAUGCAUAUGUCUGAUAAAUGAUCAAACAGUUAACCAGACCAGUGCAGGUCAGGUCACUGUAUAAAAAUGAUAAAGACCCACAGUUUGUUCACGUUCAUUUGUUCAGACUGCAAAUAUGUACAUAGUGUAUGUAGACUCGUACAAGACUUGGAAGCAGCAUAUGUUUGUUGGAAUCAAGUUUUGAAACUGUGCCAUAUGUGUGCCUUUACUUAAAACAACUGAAUUUAGAGAGUACCUGAGUUAUUUUAAACCCAUAUAUUUUAAAAUCUGUUGUACAGAAAUGCCUUGAAACAAUGCUGUUUUGUAACAUAACAAAUUUCACAUUCAUAUUUACAUUUUAUAUUAAUGCUUUUUAUGUGAUUUUGUAAAAGAACAGUCAUUCACAAUAUAAAUGAAUAAUCUUGUUGGAUUGUUUGUGAUAUUUAUAAUUCCCUGGCACAUUCAUAUGAAUGAAGGUCAAAAAAAAUCAUAUGCAUAUUCUGUGUGUUUAUGUCUUGUUUUAUAGCUACAAGUGUGAAAUAAAUAAAUAAAUAAA